AUUUGUGCUCACCACGCUGACCACAUCAUGUUUGUUCACUCUACAUUUCCAGUCCUAGCCCUAAUGAUCCCGGCUUGUGCGCUAGCGAGUUCCGGGUCAUCCAGUCCCGUUCCAGACUGUUCAUCCUUUCGACCUGUCAACUCCAUUUCUGACUAUCAUGCGACCAUCCUAAACACAACAUAUUAUGAUAUUGGUGAAUUGGAUGUGCAGGGAACACUCAACGAAGUCUCAAUUUGUGAGAUUUUCGUUUCCGUCCCCUACGGAUCGAAUGACACCCUGCACUUUGCGCUAUGGCUACCAGAUACACAAUACUCUUCCCGAUUCAUGGCGAUCGGUAACGGAGGAUUUGGGGCUGCGCUUAGCGACACCGAAAUGAUGGAAGAAUUGAAUAACGGGCUGGGUUUCGCAGUGGCGGGCAGCGAUGCGGGCCACGUGGGAAACGGGUCCGGUACGCCUGGGGUAUAUGAGCCAUUUUUACACGAUGAAGACCAAACAAAGGCUUGGCUUCACAACAGCAUCAGUCUUUUCACACCAGUCGCAAAAGCUUUGAUCAACAAUUUCUACGGAUACGAAGCGGAUUACUCGUACUAUCGUGGCUGCUCUACAGGCGGUGCUCAAGGGUUUUCCUUGGCUGAAUUCCACCCAGACUUGUUUGAUGGCAUCAUUGCUGGGUGUGCCGCGAACUAUUACACUCAUCUCAUGCUCAGCUUCUUGUGGAACUCACAGCAAACCGAUACCAAUGAAACUUAUCUCUCCGAGCCCCUCCUCGAAUAUAUUCAAGCUCGUGUCAUCGAGGAAUGCGACACAAUUGAUGGCAUUCAAGACAAAUUAGUUGAGAACCCGCUUGAGUGUACUUUCAACAUCUCCACUUUAGCCUGUUCGGCUGGCGCUCCAGCUGCGAACGUCACAUGUCUUACGCCCUCCCAACUUUCUGCCGCUCAAGCAAUCUAUCAGGGACCUGUCCGCGCAGACUCAUCUCGUACAUCCAUCUUUCCGGGACUCACGCUUGCUUCUGAAGGGGGAUGGUGGUUCCCACAGGUGGAAGCCGGACUCUCGACUGCAAUCACUACGCCUAUCCUACAGAAUCUGGUGUAUAACGACCUUUCUUACGAUCCUAAGACUUUCAAUUGGGCGUCAGAUAUAGACGUUCUCGACGAGCGCGCCGGUCCGCUUAUCGACUCCAUCAGCACUGACCUUUCCUCCUUCCGUGACGGCGGGGGCAAAAUGAUCGCAUAUGCAGGCUGGGCUGAUCCAAGUAUCGCACCAAUGUGGACUCUUCAACAUGUGGAAGCGAUCACGAAGAGAACCCUGGGAGAUGGAGUUACCAUAGCAGACAACGACUUUUUAAAGCUUGUGAUGGUGCCCGGCGGUGGUCACUGUGGUGCUAAUAUUGCGAAAUAUCCAUCCGUGCCUGCGCACUAUAGCAUUUCUUCGGUACUGGUGGAAUGGGUAGAGAAGGGGGAGGACGACGUGGAAGGAAUCAGGAGUUGGGGCCCGACCAACGGAGACAACAGAACCAGGAAACUCUGUACGUGGCCAAAGGUUGCUAAGCUGAAGGAAGGCGGGGAUGUAGAUGAUUGGGAGAGCUAUCUUUGUGCUUGA
Molecule: messenger RNA, 1602 nt
Organism: Periconia digitata
Lineage: Eukaryota; Fungi; Ascomycota; Dothideomycetes; Pleosporales; Periconiaceae
Source: the annotation of a GenBank genome assembly